AUGGUGACUUUUCUGGAAAAAAAUUUAUUUCACUCCAUUUUCCUUUUUUUUUUUCUCCAGUUCCUCCCUUGUCCUUUUCUUUUUCUUUUAGCCAUUCUCUUCUUAAACUGCCUUCUAUUCUUCUUCUCUCUCUUUCCUUCUGCUUUCUUAUUCUCUCCCUCUCUUUCCUCCUCCUUUCUUACUCUCUUAAUAAAACACCUCCGAUUUUUCUGUUUUUAUUCCUCUUCUGUAUUCUAUACGACUUAUUAUCUUACAUUUUCCUUCUCUCUCCUUCCUUCUCAUCUUUCUGUCUCUUUUCGAUUCUUUUCUCUCUCUCUCUCUCUCUCUCUCUCUCUCUCUCUCUCUCUCACUCUUCUUCUUUUCUCUCCCUUCUGCUUCUUUUUUCUUCUUCCGUGUCUUUUUCUCUCUCCACUCCCAGUUCUUUUCUUUCUCCUUCGGCUUCUUUUAAGUCUCUCUCUUUCUCCUUCGCCUUUCUUAUGCUCUCUCUUUCUUUCUCAUUUUUUUACUCUCUCUUUUUCUUUCUCCUUUCUAACUCUCCCUAUUUCCUUCUCUUUUUACACUCUCUUUCCUUCUCUUUUCUUUCACCUUUUUACUCUUUUUGCUUCGCCUUUCUUACUCUCACUCUUUCUCCUUUCUUACUCUCUCAUUCUCCUCUACCUUUCUUACACUUUCUUUCUUUCUUUCUUUCUUUCUUUCUUUCUUUCUUUCUCCUCCCCCUUUCUUGCUCUCUUUCUCCUCCCUUUUUCUGAUUCUCCCCCUUUCUUACUCUGUCUCACUUUCUCCUCCUCCUUUUUACCCUCUCUCUUUCUCCUUUCUUAUUCUCUCUCUCUCUCUCUCCGCCUUUCUUACUCUUUCUCUUUCCUCCUCCUUUUUACUCUCCCACCUUCUCCUUUCUUACUCUGUUUCUCUUCAUUCACUUUACUUAGUCUUUCUCUUUCCUUCUCCAUUCUUUCUUUCUUUCUCUCAUUCUCCUUUCUUACUCACUCUCCUCCCUUCUCCUUUCUUGCUCUAUCUUUCCGCCUCUCUUUUAUUACUGUCUCCUCGCUUCUCCUUUCUUACUCUUUCUUUCCUUCUCCUUUAUUAUUCUCUCUUUGUUCUUAUAAUUCUUAUUCUAUCUCCCUUUCUCUACAUUCUUCCUUCUCUCUCUCUCUAUCUCUCUCUCUCUUUAUUCUUACUCUUUCCCUGUCCGUUUUUGUUCUGUAUCUCUGCUCUUCACCCUUUUAUCGCACCUCUAUCCCUCCUCUCUUUUUAUGUUUUACUCCUCCUCUCCAUUUCACUCUCAAUUUCUGUCCUUUUCUCUCUCUCUCUCUCUCUUUGUCUUCCCUUUCUUUCAACCCACGCCACUUCCAUAUCCUCCCCUUUUCUUUCUUGUUCUCGAUCAUUUCGCAUGAUAUUUUCCUUCUUUAUCUCUACAUAUACGUUGCCUCUCUUUGGCCCCAUUUCUCAGUUUCCACCAGACAGUUCCCGUUAUCUGUCCUCCCCCCUCCUCCUUAUGCCCCUGACUUCUUUAUAUGCACUGAUGAUGUGCACUACGGUGCAAUUCGUUCUCUGUGUCUUUCUCAUUCAGAAAUGCCUGCUUCGCUAAUUGUGCCUACACCAUCUUUGUCUGUUUAUUUUAUUUAUUUUUGUGAUGUUUCUUUCUCUCUUCUAUCCCAGAAAAGGUAUAUCUGCAUUUUUCUUCUUCUCUCUCCUUUUCUCUUUCUCCCUCCCUUUCUCUUUCUCCUUUUUUCUCUCUCUCUCCUUAUUUUUCCCUUUUUCUCUCAUGCUAUUUCUCCUCUUUCUAUCACUUUCUCUCUCACUCUUUCUCCUUUUUUUUCUCUCUCUCUCUUUCUUCCUCUUUUUCUCUCUCUUUCUCUUUUUUCUUUUUCUCUCUUUCCUCCUUUUCUCUUUCUUUCCCAUUUUCUCUUUCCAGCUCUCUUCCUAUCUAUCUUUUCAUACAUUAUUCUCUCUCUUUUUACCCUUCAUUCUUGCUCUCUCUUUUUCCGCCCCCUUGAUCUCCAUACUUACUCUCUUUUUCACUUUCUUUUAAUAUCUACUCUCUUUCCUUUUUAUACUUUAUUCUUUUACCCUAUGCUGUCUCUCUUCAUUUUCUUUCCCUCUUUGAUCCUUACUCUCUGCUUUCUCCCCUUCCCCUUCACCUCUUCUUUUUACUUUCUCCGUUUACUAGAUACUCACUCUCUCAUUUCCUCGCUUUUCUCUCGGCACUUCCAUUUCCCCCCGCCAGAAUCAUAUAAGCCUUCUUUAUACAACUCUUUGCCACAUUGCAAGCCAUUGAGGAACAUUUUCUUCCUUUAUUUCUUUCUUUUCCAUUGUUUCAUUAAUUUAUUCUUCUUUUCAUAUCUGGGUAUUUUCAUACGUUUUUUUUUUUUUUUACCUUUCAUCAAUCUCUGUUCCUCUCUCUGGCUUGAGUUCGUCUCUUCAUUCUCUUUUUUUUUUCAUCUGUUUCUUCAUUUCGUUCUCCAAUUUUCUUUUCUCUUAUUCCUUUCUUUGUUUACUUCCCUUCUUUUUCUUUUUUUCUUUUUCAUCGCCUACGUCGGCCUCCCUUUUCGCUUUUCCGAUCAUCUUUAG
This is a messenger RNA of Acanthosepion pharaonis, 2568 nucleotides long. Lineage: Eukaryota; Metazoa; Mollusca; Cephalopoda; Sepiida; Sepiidae. The record is from the annotation of a GenBank genome assembly.